CGCCCACAGCCACAAUCACGGCCUGAGAGAGAGAGAGAGAGAGAGAGAGAGAGUAAUACUCAAGAGGGAGAAAGAGAACCAUGAGUAGUUUUCUUCUGGCAAAGAAAACCCACUGAUUUUCAUGCACAACCCUCUUUAACAAAGCAAUUACAGUGGGCUUGUUAUCAAUUUUACAGAAGCUGAAAGGUGAAGAAGAGAGGAAAAAUAUGAUCUUUUUAGUGGGGGGCAAAGAAAAAGUGUGCCCACUAUGAGUUAAAAGGCAUUGAGAGAGAGAGAGAGAUCACUCUUUCUCUUACUCAUAUUUUAUUUUAUUUUUCUCUUCAGGUACUGUCCCUUGUCUGCAUGUAGUGCAUUGAUUCUUUAUGAUGAAAACAAUGAAAAGAGAGCAGUUCUUGCUGAAUUAGUAAUAGUUGGCAGGGGAGGAAACAAACAAAACAGAGAGGAAAAGGAAACACCCCCCCCCCCCCCCGAAGGAAAAAAAAAGGGGAAGGAAAGAAAGAGUGAAAAAAGAUAUAGAAGCUUUAUGUAAUCUAUUUUGUUUGGAUGUGUUAAUGCCUAGUACUGAUGAUGACUACUGAGAUGGGUUUUGAAUGUCGGUUCUAAGAGUGUAGAGAGAGGGUUCCUCCGGAGGAGAAAAAUACUGAAUAAUUACUAGAAAUUGAGGGGAAAAAGCUCAAGAAUUUGCUCUUUUCCUUCCUAAUCUCUUUCUCUGUUCAAAAUUCAGUGUGUUCUAUGAAUCUUUUGGUAGUUAAACUGUCGUAGUUAGUGUUAAAGGUAGAGUCUUUCAUUGUAUUCAAGGCUUGAAUCAUUGAACCUGUUAUUUCUACCAUAAAGUUUUCUUGGAGGUGGUGUUUUUGCAUCUUUUUGCAACAGAGGGGAACUUUCAGGUGUGUUCUUGUUUCUUAGUGUGUGUUUUUGUGUGUGAGAAGUGUUUGAUUUUUAUGCGUGAAGUGGAAAGUUGAUAUCUAUCACCUUUAUUCUGUGUACGGAGGAGUGAUUUGGGUUUAGUUCUUGAGCUGGAGAUGGCAGAUUAUGGCUCUUCACAAUCUCCUAAGGGGGAUUGUAGACAGCCCAGUUGCUCAUAUUUGUGUUCACCUAGGUUGUGCACUGGUUUUCUCUCAAAGGGUUGUAGUGACACUGAACUGAUCAGUCUAAGUAGUCCAACUUCAAUUCUUGAUAGCAAACCAUUUUCUGCUGUCAAAAACCCCUUUUGGUCUGAUAAAAACACACCCAAAACUCCCAAACAAGAAUGUAAGAAUCUUUGGGAGAAAUUGGACUCAAGAAGGGUUGGUCUUGGCCUUGUGGAUGCCCUCAUUGAUGAGAAAUCUGAACCGAAUUCGUCGAAAUGCGAUAGCCGGAUUAUUCUUUUUGGUUCACAGUUGAAGAUUCAAGUCCCUCCCCUGCAUCUUUCCCCUAAUGAGUCACCAAAAUCUCCUUGUGAUUUUGGGAUCAAGAGCAGGCAUCCUCAUGUGGGUUCAUUUUCAUCUGGAUUAUCCCCUUCUACUGUGAGGAAACCUCCAUGUGGUUUUUCUAGCCUCUCUGCUAGUGAAAUGGAGCUCUCAGAGGACUACACGUGUGUGAUAUCCUAUGGCCCGAACCCGAGAACUACCCAUAUAUUUGAUGAUUGCAUUGUUGAGAGCUGCUGUGGGGUUGUGAAGAUCUCCGAAUCAAGAAAAGAAAACAGGUCGUUGUCGGAUCAACCGUUGAGUUAUCCAUCCGAGAGGUUCCUCAGUUUUUGCUACAAUUGCAAGAAGAAUCUUGGACAUGGGAAAGAUAUUUACAUGUACAGGGUUGAGAAGGCUUUCUGUAGCAGCGAAUGUCGUUACAAAGAGAUGAUGCUCGAGGAGGAGGGGACAGGAACCUCGGAGGCAGACUAUGUUUAUGGUACUUCUUCAUGACACCUAGUUAACUUGCCUCAUCAGGGUAAUAUUUACGUUAUCCCGAUAAGUUUUUCAAAAUCAUUGUUGCUCGUUCCAUGAGGUGAACUGCGCUCAGACACACAUAAAUGAAUGAAAUUAAGAUAGUAUAAUGUUCCAUGAUUUGAGUUGUUUUGGUGUUUUUACGUAGUCUUUGUUGUAGAUGGACUUCAAAUCCAAGAUUUUGGGUUUGGUUUUGUCUGAAAGAAGGAUGGAUGUGUUGAGUGAUUGGUAUAUUAUGUUCUUGGUGUUUGAAGUUGAUAGA
This is a messenger RNA of Sesamum indicum (sesame), 2181 nucleotides long. RefSeq names its product FCS-Like Zinc finger 8. Lineage: Eukaryota; Viridiplantae; Streptophyta; Magnoliopsida; Lamiales; Pedaliaceae. The record is from RefSeq and is a predicted model, not a curated record.